GACUGGGCACAUGGCCAUGGUAAGGAGUGAAGGUGCAGUUUGCUGCGCGCACUAUGUGGAGCGUAAGAAGCGCCGCUGUAAGAUGACGCCCCUGAAGAACAGCACCUACUGUGCAGGACACGCCUCACUCUACACUGAGGAACUGUCAGAUAGGGUGCCCUGUCCCCUGGAUCCCGCACACUUCAUCAGCGCUGCUAAGCUACAACAGCAUGUUAAAGUGUGCAAUGCCCUUAAGUUCGACUACACUUCAGAACCUUACUUUAAAGCUAACGUUAACCUACCCCCUCCGCACGCAAUCCAGGAUUUAAGGAGAGAGCCCUUAUCUAAACUUUCUAUACAGCAACUAAUUGGAACGUGUUUGAAGCUUCUUGAGUACGGAGUGGAGAGUAAAGUGUGUAAGACAGAAACUACGGAAACUGUUACUGAUCUAGAGCAAUACAGACCCUUGUUCCAGAUAGGGACUAAUGCGGGCAACUCAGCGGUCAGGCAUGCUACUCAACAAGUAGCCUUGUUGAACGCUCUCUCUAACUUUCAAGUGCACAAUGGUGCUGACACUAAGUUUCCUGACACGUGUUUUGUAGAGCUGGGAGCCGGGUCUGGUAAACUUAGUCAGUGGUUUCACUACAAAGCUAAUCAUUGCUUCUUUCUUCUUGUGGAUAAACAGACUUGUCGCAGAAAGGCCGACAGUUACUUCAGAAAACAGAAGUGUAAUUUUAUUCGACUAAAAAUGGACAUAAAAGACAUAGAUGUGAGCGGAGUACCAGGACUGGGAGAUUACAAGAGAGUCUGCUUCGCUUGUAAGCACUUGUGUGGUGGUGCAACAGACCUAGCACUUGUUGCCGCGGCGCAGUCAGGUCAGCACACCGAGACUACCGUUCUCAUAGCCCUGUGUUGCCAUCAUCUGUGUUCCUGGGACUCAUACUCGGGGAAGGACUACUUCAUUACACAUUUCAAACCUGAGGAAUUCUACACGCUGUCCUCGCUUUCAGCUUGGGCUACCUGCUUCAAACUCGAAACGUUGCAGGUAGAUAAUCAAAAGGUUCUGAACGAACUGAUAGAAUCAUUCCAGAAACACCCUGAAUCUAACAUUAUACAAGAACAUCUGGUUUUGGAUAGGACCUUGCAAUGGCACAUCGGUAGAUGUGCUAAGAAUGCUUUAAACGACGGAAGAGCUCAAUUUAUGUUAAACAGUGGAUUCAGAGUGCAGUUUUCUAAAUAUGUUAACAUUGAUAUAUCUCCUGAAAAUACUGCGCUCUUGUGUUUCAAGGACGUCGCUUCUUAAACAAUUAAUCCUGGUGCUACAAUACGAUACGUUUUAUUGUCAUUCAAUGACGGAAGUGAUAGUUUUCGACUCAAAUUUCAGUUACAUACCGUACCCUUAGAACGGAAGUAAAAUUAUAAGUACUAUCAAUGGAACGCGCGAGUACAAAUUGAUUAUGCGGACAGUGACUUUAAGGUGUUCAGUGAGCUAAGAUUCUCGCGUCACGUGCGCGGCUUCCCUACUU
This is a messenger RNA of Bolinopsis microptera, 1505 nucleotides long. RefSeq names its product tRNA:m(4)X modification enzyme TRM13 homolog. The coding region runs from base 11 to 1282 and encodes 423 amino acids. NCBI's taxonomy places the organism in Eukaryota, Metazoa, Ctenophora, Tentaculata, Lobata, Bolinopsidae. The transcript has a single exon. The record is from RefSeq and is a predicted model, not a curated record. Gene Ontology annotation, biological process: tRNA methylation.